Candidula unifasciata is the source of this 3262-nucleotide messenger RNA. NCBI's taxonomy places the organism in Eukaryota, Metazoa, Mollusca, Gastropoda, Stylommatophora, Geomitridae. The record is from the annotation of a GenBank genome assembly.
CCAACAAGCCAUCAGUUCUGGAGACAAGGCUGGACCAACCUACCCCGGGUCUGGUAGCUGGUGGGCGCCUGGAGUUCCUGGACCCAGAGGUCCACCCGGCCCACCCGGACCACCUGGGCAACCUGGCUACCAAGGACCACGUGGAGAAUCAGGAGAGCCUGGGCCACCGGGAGACGAGGGUUUGCCAGGUGAGCCGGGACCUGCAGGACCUAUUGGACCUGCUGGUGAAAGUGGUCGCCCUGGUGUACCUGGCAUGCCUGGCCCUAAAGGACAUCGUGGAUUUCCUGGACGAGAAGGUCCCGAAGGUCAGCCUGGACGACAAGGAGAAAAGGGUUCUGUAGGAUCUUCCGGGCCUGCAGGGGCUCCAGGGCAGGCUGGUCCUCGUGGGUCACCAGGGGAUCGUGGCCGAGAUGGAUCUCCAGGAGUACAGGGCCCCCGUGGUGAGGAUGGCGCCCCUGGAAUCUCUGGCCCCUCCGGACCAUCCGGACCCCCUGGCAACCCUGGAUUUCCUGGAGCUCAAGGUCAAAAGGGUGAUGCAGGAUCUUAUGGUGCUCCUGGUGACACAGGACCCCCAGGUCCGGCUGGAGCAGAUGGACCCCCAGGUACCCCAGGAAAUGUUGGAUCACCUGGCCUUAGAGGUCUGGAUGGAACCCCUGGGUCAAAGGGUCAACAGGGUCCAGUUGGAGCUGCCGGUCAGCCAGGUUUUUCUGGACCCCAAGGCCCACCUGGUACUCCUGGAGAAGGAGGUCUUCCUGGUGCCAAAGGAGAUGCUGGACGAAAUGGAUUGGCUGGGGCCCCAGGUGAUGCAGGCCCCCGAGGUAAUACUGGGCCCCCUGGAGAGAGAGGUUUACCUGGCCUACCAGGACAAGAAGGAAAGAGAGGAGCUAUCGGAACACCUGGUCCAGCAGGCCCGCAAGGACCACAGGGUGAACUGGGAGUUCCUGGACUGAACGGCCUACCUGGCAGCAUUGGUUCACCUGGAGCACCAGGAAAAGAUGGUGAGCGUGGCCAGCCUGGAGAACGAGGAUCUCCUGGAUCUAAUGGUCAACCAGGUAACCCAGGCACUGAUGGUCCACCUGGAGAGAGAGGCUUGCCUGGUAAUGAUGGUGCUAAUGGAAAUCCUGGAGAGCAGGGGCCUCAAGGACAGCAAGGGCCCCCAGGUCUUACUGGACCUCCAGGGACUAGAGGUGAACCUGGACCCCAAGGACGUGCUGGACCCGAUGGAAGACCUGGCCCACCAGGACCAAGAGGAGAAAGAGGAACUUCUGGUGAAUUAGGUCCACCAGGAGGUCCUGGCCCCUCAGGUCUCCCAGGUCCUCCGGGUCCCCGUGGCAAUGAUGGACGGCCUGGAGCUCCUGGCCAACCAGGCUUAAUUGGUGAAUCAGGAAUAUCUGGACCAGUUGGACAACAAGGUUUCCCCGGAGAGCCAGGACCAGCAGGUCCACGUGGAUCCCCAGGAGAAAGGGGACCUGGCGGACCUGUGGGAGAUGUAGGACUUCCUGGGCCUCCAGGACCAGCUGGACCACGAGGCGACAAUGGUCCCGGAGGUGUCCAGGGAAUUCCUGGAGAGAGAGGUCCUUUGGGACGUGUUGGACCCAGAGGAAAUAGGGGUCCACCUGGCUCACGUGGUCGAGAUGGUGAAGGUGGGCCAGCAGGAGAGCCUGGUCCAGCAGGUUUCCCUGGACCGCCAGGUGAGGGUGGAAGUGCUGCAGUUAAAGGAGAUCCGGGUCCACCAGGCUUUCCUGGUCCUGAUGGCCCUAACGGUCCAGCUGGACGAGACGGAGCAGCGGGACCUGCCGGGCAGCCAGGCCAGACUGGACCUCAGGGACCUCCUGGAGAAGGUGAUGCCGGAUCUCGUGGCUUGCCAGGAGAGGGUGGCAUUGACGGGGAAAAUGGAAGACCUGGACCGGACGGCGCUAAAGGAUCAGCUGGCGAACCUGGCCCACCUGGCAAUGCAGGACAACCUGGCCAGCCAGGCUUACCUGGACAACAAGGACUUAACGGACCUACAGGCUCUCCUGGACCUUCUGGACCACCAGGGGCUCAAGGAGAAAGGGGCUCUCCUGGCCAGUCAGGACCCCCAGGAAUUGCUGGUGAAAAUGGACAACCUGGCCCACAAGGUAACGAUGGAUUACCUGGAGAGAGAGGCAACACUGGUCCAUCGGGACUUUCUGGAGGACCCGGAGGUCCAGGACCUCAAGGAGAGAGAGGACCUCCUGGAUUUGUAGGUCUACAAGGAGAACCUGGCCCUGGUGGUAAUGCUGGUGAACCUGUAAAUGAAAAAAGAUGUUAUCCAGGACCUGUGGGUCCUCCGGGUCUGGCUGGACCCUCAGGUUUUCAGGGAGAAGCGGGUCCCUAUGGUGACCGUGGCCAAGAUGGUUCUCCUGGAGCCCAGGGAAGACCCGGUGACAAGGGAUCAAGAGGUACACCAGGCUCACCAGGUCCACAAGGAGUUAUUGGUGCCCCAGCUGGCAGACGUGGCAAGAAUGGAGCUAAAGGAGACAAAGGCUGGCCGGGACGACCAGGAACUCAGGGAGCUCCAGGACCUCAGGGACCACCAGGUAUCCCAGGAGCUCCAGGGCCACCUGGACCACCUGGCUAUGGUCCUGGUUCUACAGCCGGUCCAUCGUUCGGAGGAUUCCAAAAAUACCAAGACUCCUACCAAUAUGACCUUAGAGAAGACACUGAAGCAGCGUAUGAAGGCCUCAAUGCUGCACGCGAGGCCAUCAAUAGAGUCUAUCGACCAACUGGCAGCAGAACAUCUCCUGGCCGCACCUGCAAGGACAUAAAGAGGCAUAACCCUGACUUCAAGAAUGGUGAAUACUGGAUUGAUCCCAAUGAAGGAUCAACCACUGAUGCCAUUCUUGUCUACUGUGACUUUGAUACGGAGGAGAGCUGUAUCAAGUCCAAUCCUAACAACUUCUUCUACAAGACUGAUGCCCACCAGCUGAAGUACCUGCAGCUGCUGUCGUCUGGAGCUCGUCAAACUGUGACCUACAACUGCCUCAACACGAGCCCGUACCGCGCCAGGUUCAGUACAGUAUCCGGAGAUGAGAUUGACAGUGCCGAAGGCAGGUUCAAGAAGUCAACCUUCAUUCAAGUUGUUGAUGACUGUCGCAAGGACAACCAGUGGCACACAGCCGUCUUCAGCAUCAGAACAAACAAAACCGAAGUGCUCCCAAUUACCGAUAUGGUUCUGUUUGAUGUUGGCCAGGAAAACCAGCAGUUUGGUAUACAAGUAGGAAAUGCCUGCUUUAGCUAA